Fusarium venenatum is the source of this 660-nucleotide messenger RNA. RefSeq lists its product as uncharacterized. The record is from RefSeq and is a predicted model, not a curated record. NCBI's taxonomy places the organism in Eukaryota, Fungi, Ascomycota, Sordariomycetes, Hypocreales, Nectriaceae.
AUGAACAUCAUCAUGAACUUGGUGAUUGUUUUCUCGUUUGUCAAAUGCGCACCAGCAAGGAAGGUCUGGCACUCGAAUCUACCAGGGACCUGUUGGAACCCAUUAGUCGCAACUUACUAUAACGUCUUUGCUGGAGCUUAUUCAGGUCUAAUUGAUCUUAUCCUCUGCAUCCUUGCUUGGGUGAUUAUUUGGAAGCUCUCGAUGCGAACACGGGAGAAGAUUGGCGUUGGGGUUGCUUUGACCUUUGGUAUCUUUGCAGCUGCAGCAGCUGGAGCGAAAUGCGUUGGGAUGCUUGGUCUCAGCAGCCAGAACCGCACUUUGGCUCGAGUCGGAAUUUUUAUCUGGUCCACUGUUGAGAUUGCGGUCACCAUUAUGGCUGCUUCUAUCCCCAUUAUGCGUAUACUUGUCUUACGUGUCUAUCGCCGAAACAGACUUCAAGUUUCUAAUCGGCCGUUACGUCGUCUCCGCACGAUUACUAGUCAGGAUAAAAGGCCUUGUGCGAACGUCACGACGCCAAGUAAUGAUAAUAAUACAGAAGCAGGAGCAGUUUCGGCGAGGGAAGACGGUCUCAGCAGUGUGACCUUAAUACACAGCAUAGACUCAAACGAGCGGAACGAUAUAGACAUGUACAGGAUUGAUACGACGCUAUCAUUGGUUUGA